CAUGGAAUUUCACCCUUGGACAAAAAGAUGUCCGCCAACAAUCAACCAGCCCUCGCGGUGCGGGCGGACAUCCAUAAAUCAUGCAAGUCUAUCGAGAACCUUCUGUCUGUCUUCAACGACUACUGUGAAGCUGCUGGAGCUAUCGCUGCUCUUCAGAAGAAGCUGUCCAAGGCUUUGCGAGAAACAGCUGGAAUGAGAGUGACUGGUGAAAUCGCAGCCAAUGCCUUGAAUGCCAGUGCUACCAUAUACGACGCUUUAAACGAGGUUGAUAGCAAGUUCGCGAAGCUAGCCGAUAAAGAGUAUGAUGCCAUUAGCGAGGAGGUCAAAAAAUGGUUCAAGAAAUUAGCGAAGGAGGAAAAGGCCCAUGACGAGCGAAUAGCCGCUGCAAACAAUAAGAUAAAGCAAGCGGGUCAACUAUACGAGAAGAAAGCGAAAAGAAGCCCUCGUGAAGCCAAUGAAGAACAUGCUCGCUACAUCAAUCUUAUCAGUGCAAUGGGUCCAGAGAUAUCGCAGGAGAAAUACAACCAUACUUUGUUGGCCUCUCAGCGCCAUAGCUCCACGACUUACAGCAUUGCAGCCUGCAUAUCAAGAGUCGCCGACGCAGAAUGGACGAGGGCUUGCGAAGGGGUGCGGCGCUUUUCUCCCACGAUUGGAAAGUUAGGCCAGUGGCGAGCAUUUUGCGAAGGAGGAUGGACAGGACCAAUUCCUCAGGAUCUUCCGGAUAUUGAUUCUCCUCAACAGUUGGGCGAACCCGUCGACCAUUCGAUCCCGGCCAAUCGCCUAGAAGAGGACGAUCGUUCUCAACCUCAGGGAAUAAGGAAGGGAGUCAAACCUGAACAGGAACAACACCAACCCCAGGAUUAUACAGGUAACCACACAGGAACUAGUACACCUACGUUCGAAGGAUCAAUUGACGGAACUUCUGGGCAACAACAGUCUCCACAACGUCAAUACAAUAGCUAUAAUGACUCAUCUGUCGUUGGCGGAAAUAAAAUAGGUGGAGAGUCGAUACCGCCCACUUCAUUCAAUCUCUCGAAGAAGUACCAAGACGACACGACUGGUUCUGUGAGAUCACUAUCUGCUUUCCCUUCUCCGCCUACGCACUAUCCUCUCCCACCUACAAUGUCACAACGUCAACAGCAACAACAGCCGUCUCAAUCAUCCUCCGCAUCCCAAAUUGCCUUCCCUACUAGUAGACAGUCGAUAGAUCGUCGUUCACCCGUUCCUGAAGCCGAGGAAGCCGCCGAGGAAAUGACAUCGCAGUCUCAAUCCCCUGUUAUCUCACCCGGAGUAUCGCCCAAUCCGUCGCCAGUACGGGUCAAGUUUCAGGACAGACCAACGCAGAUGCAGGCAGACGUUAUCGAAGAGCCUUCAAGCGAUGUGAAAUCUAGUCCUCAGUUAACAGCUCGUCCCAAAGCUGUUCGUGCGGAGACUUUGGACCCAAGCACAUAUAGAAAUGCCGAGCCAGUGUCAUCCGUUGAUAUACCAUUUCCUUCACGGACACAUGGACGAGGUGACCACACAACAGAGGGGUUAGGGACAUUUCCGACUCAUAAACCUGGCACCAGUAUUGACGGAAGACCCAACAAAUUAGAAAGAUCAGACACAGGUGCUAGCAACGGAAGUAUAGUGGCCGCCAUGAGGAAUCGAUAUUCUUACAGUCCCGAGACUCCAUCCCCUCCACAUACGAAAGAUAUACCCCGAAUACCACAGAGUGUAAGCAACCUUGCCUCGAAGUAUGACCGACCAGUAUCCCCCCCUAGUGCGCGACCUCUACCUUCCAUUGACACCGCCUCACGGCAAUCGCGUGAAACUUCCUACCGGGAGCGGGAACGAGAACCGACGGUGACCACGAAUCAUAAGUCUACCAGUAACCCUGUAGCUGCCGCGGCAGGGGACGACGAGUUUACUGCUCGCCGUAGACAUCAACAGCGAAUGGAACAGAUGGUGGAGAUGGAAUUCAGGGAGAAGGAACAGGAGUUGAGACGUCGUGAGCAAGAUAUUGAGCAGCGUGCAAGAGAACUGGCGCAGGAGCGUGCCAACCUUCUGCAGACUGUCAAUGCUUCCUCGAGUCUCGAUAUCGCGAAACCCAGACAACGCCAGUUAUCGUUUCAACAAGGUCAUUCUGGACAAACGUAUAGUACGAACGGGGACACAGUUGCAUCACCUGUCCCUGCAUCUCCUAGGCUGGGAGCUACAGCACCGAUGAGACCACAUUCACAGUACUCCACCAGUGCUACCCAUCUCGUCCCCCCGGCGUCUCCUCGCGGCCCUUAUCGGAACCGAGGUGAAGAGUACACAAACGACCAGCACCCUUCAAGCAGUCGCGAUCCUAGUGUAACCAGCAUCACCUCUACCUCAAUGAACUCUUCUCCGGUGAUGUCCACUCCGCGAACGGAGAAGAAAGGAUGGAUGAGACGCUUAAGCAUGCCGAUCGUGGCUGGCAAUGCGUUCUUGGAAGGGAAGAAACAUAGUAGCCACAACAGCUUUGGCGGAGGGAAGGGCGGUCCAAUUUCAUUGGACUCGAAGAGGAACGCAAGUAACACGUAUUUGAGGGGUGGUAUCGCGGGUGAGGAUGGAAGACUCUCGGGCGGCAUGACGGGUGUGAAGAAUUAUGAGCUGGGAAGUGGGAUCAGCAAUAUAUCCGUCACGAAUCUUAAUAGCAGACGAUAAGUGAUGGUUUUUUUUCCUACUCUUUUAUUGUGCUCAUCUUUGAUACCCGUUUGGAUUAUGAUUCUCUUCUGGACACUAUCUAUAAUUCAUCUAUGACCGCUACGACCUAGUUUAUGGCACCAUGCCAUAUGUAAUGUUAUAUGCUAUAUAUCGCUAUCAGUACUUAAAUGAACCAACCAUGACCG
Molecule: messenger RNA, 2858 nt
Organism: Marasmius oreades (fairy-ring Marasmius)
Lineage: Eukaryota; Fungi; Basidiomycota; Agaricomycetes; Agaricales; Marasmiaceae
Exons: 6
Coding region: 28-2673 (881 amino acids)
Source: RefSeq, a predicted model, not a curated record